UCAACUCCCACUACAGCUGCGCUCGCCGUGUACGCUACGGUCACAUCCAUUAACCAUUUACUAGUCUCAAAGCCAUUAAUCACCUCCUUGUUAACCUCCUCUAUUCGAUGGCUUCUUCUUCUGCUUCUUCUUCUAUGCCCAGAAUGAGUUUCCGCGUCUUCCUGAGUUUCAGAUACGAGGACGUCCGCCACAACUUCAUCGGACAUCUCUGCAAAGCAUUAGACCAUGCAGGAAUAUUCACUUACAACGCCAUUGACAUUGAAGAAUCGGGGAUGGGAGAGGACAUGUCAAUCACUAUUAUGAAGGCCAUCGAGGAAUCCCGCGUCGCAAUCAUUGUUUUCUCUGAGAAGUACACUCUCUCAUCGUGGUGUUUGAAAGUGCUGGCAAAAAUCAUAGAGUGCAAGGAACAGAAAGAUCUGAUUGUGUUGCCGGUAUUUUAUAAAGUGAAUCCAGGAGAUGUGACACGCGAUGCAUCCAAGUUGGGGAAGAAUUUGGAGACAGCGAAGAGAUGGAAGGCGGCUCUCUAUUACGCCGGUGACCUGUUCGGGUGGCGCGUGAGACGUGGUGCGUCCAAGUUGGGGAAGGAUUUGGAGACAGCGAAGAGAUGGAUGAUGGCUCUCCGUGAAGCCAGGGACCUGUUGGGGUGGCGCUUGGGUUAUGAAUCUUCAGAGGCUACAUUAAUCAAAGACAUUGUCAAGACGAUCAGCGAACUAAUAAGUUUCGAUGUGUACCUAAGCUUUAGGAGUAAGGAUGUCUGCGAAAACUUCGUUAAGAGUCUGAAUGAGGCCUUGGUCCAUAAGGGCAUAAAUACUUUCAUGGACAGUGAUAACUUAAGGAUGGGCCAUGAUUUCCCACCGGCGCUGAUGGACGCCAUGGAACUAUCUCGUAUGUACAUCGUCGUUUUCUCAGAAAACUAUGCUGAAUCUCCGUGGUGUCUGAAGGAGUUGAUGUGGAUCUUAGAGAGGAAGAACAGAAGAAAAAAGCUAAUGCUACCGAUAUUUUAUAAGGUGGCACCGGGGAUGAUGAGGGCAAAGAACGAACUGGAAGAACCGGGGACAGUAAGGGCACAGAAAGAACCGGGGAAGGUAAAGAGUUACGGGGAAGCAUUGGAAAAACAUAAGGUCGAGUAUGGGAUGCGCAAGGUCAAGAAAUGGAGGGAGGCUCUCUCUGAAGCUGCCGAUGUGAAUGGAAAGCAUCUGCCUGAUGGGAAUGAAGAUGAUUGGAUCCCCCGCAUUGUUGAAGAGAUAGAGAAAAUGAUUGCAGAGAUCAGAUGAAAGCUAGAAUGAAGAUGCUUGCAAAGUCAGUUUUGGUGACACAGAAUAGCAAUUUCACUACAGAGAUUGGUGUGUGUCAUUGCUGCUUCAGCCACAGGUCACGAAUCUAUUGGAAGUUGUCUUUCAGUUUACAAGAUUUUAGCUGCUUAAAACUGUUGUUGAGACUUGAGAAUUGAAACCGAAAUGGUAGGACACUUCGCUGAGAAAACUAUGUAAAGUAAUAUGUCUAAUUAAUGUUAAAGGAAGUGGGA
Messenger RNA from Syzygium oleosum, 1525 nucleotides. RefSeq names its product disease resistance protein RUN1-like. Gene Ontology annotation, biological process: signal transduction. The record is from RefSeq and is a predicted model, not a curated record. Bases 108 to 1274 code for a protein of 388 amino acids. The transcript is spliced from 3 exons. NCBI's taxonomy places the organism in Eukaryota, Viridiplantae, Streptophyta, Magnoliopsida, Myrtales, Myrtaceae.